Messenger RNA from Ahaetulla prasina, 770 nucleotides. RefSeq names its product BAF nuclear assembly factor 1 (gene BANF1). Gene Ontology annotation, molecular function: DNA binding. The coding region runs from base 12 to 281 and encodes 89 amino acids. The record is from RefSeq and is a predicted model, not a curated record. The transcript is spliced from 2 exons. NCBI's taxonomy places the organism in Eukaryota, Metazoa, Chordata, Lepidosauria, Squamata, Colubridae.
CAGCAGCCGACAUGACGACCAGCCAAAAGCACCGGGACUUUGUGGCCGAGCCGAUGGGCGAGAAGCCAGUUGGCACGUUAGCGGGGAUUGGCGAUGUCCUCGGCAAGAGGCUGGAAGAGAAAGGGUUUGACAAGGCAUACGUAGUGCUGGGCCAGUUCUUAGUGCUGAAGAAGGACGAAGAACUCUUCCGCGAAUGGCUGAAGGACACGUGCGGCGCCAACGCCAAACAAUCCAGAGACUGCCACGGGUGCCUGCGCGAAUGGUGUGAUGCUUUCUUGUGAAGGUGGCGGGUCAAAGCCGGGUGGGGGCUCGGAGGGCUUCUGUAGGUAGCUGACCAUUGAACCGUUUCCCGAUCCUCCUCCGCAGAAACUCCCUCUCGGCUUUGCAGCAUGCCCAAGGUUCCUUUCGGGAUUUCCCUCUGAAAACUAGACAAAAAUGAUUGCGCCUUUUUAAUCCUUUCCCUCAACUUCUGCCCCUCAGAAGAGGGAGUCGAGAAGGGUACAGUGUGCCAGUCUUGACCCCUGAAAAAGAUUUUUCCCCUUUUGUAGCUUCGUCUGUUGAAUUCUUCCUUAGCACUUCCCUGCUGAAUUCUCGCCUUUCCCCGGGCUUGCAGUUUAACUCCUGGUUCCAAAAAAUUGAGAUUUAUAUUAUGAAAAUUGGUUCUUGGUCUCUUCUCGGAUCUCUGGGUAACUUGACGCCAGUGUGGUUGAACGUCAGGAACCCAAAUAAUGCCAUGUUUUUAAAUCAAUAAAAAUCAGCUGUGUUUAAUA